Nelumbo nucifera (sacred lotus) is the source of this 1211-nucleotide messenger RNA. RefSeq names its product GRIP/coiled-coil protein. The record is from RefSeq and is a predicted model, not a curated record. NCBI's taxonomy places the organism in Eukaryota, Viridiplantae, Streptophyta, Magnoliopsida, Proteales, Nelumbonaceae.
UCAGAAACUAGCCGUUACCCCCUUCUCUCUCUCUCUCUCUCUCUCUCUCUCUCUCUGUGACGAGGACUCUAAUGGCGGUUUCUUUGGAUGGAUCAUCCCCUGCUCUCCUCGACAAGGAAGCGACCAUCUCAAUGAACUCUCCUCCUCUGCUGAGCCCCUCUUCGGAGAAACGCUUCUGGAGUGCUCUUCGUAGCCGGGUCGAUACCCUUCUGGAGAAUCGGAAGCUCAGUUCACCAAUCCAAUCUGCUCUCCCCGAUCUCCACCUCCCGGCCCGCGAAGGAGAUGCUGUUGAAGAAUCCGAACAGGGAAAGAGCUUGAAGGAAGACUGUGCGCUGCUGCUAAGAGGGUUCGACUCAGUUGCCUCUUCCCUUUCUCAGCUAACUAGCAACUUAGACGCUGCUCUUCAGGGAGCAAGGGAUCUAGCUAAACCAUCUCUAACAGAACUAUUACACAGUGAUCCAGAGAAGCCAAUAGAUGAAAAGGAAGAACAAGAAGAAGAAAAAGAAAAGGAAGGAAAUAUGAAAGGACUAAAGAGGAAAUGUGAUUCUCUUGAAACUUCUGAAAACCAGGAGGCCCCUGUGAAGAAAGAAAAUGAACAAAGCCCCAAAAGCGGCAAGCUGAAGAAAGCUAGAAAUCUUGCAGUUUCCAUGGCAACCAAAGCGGCUGUUCUUGCAAGAGAAUUGAAAUCAAUAAAAUCGGACUUGACUUUUAUGCAAGAGAGAUGUUCUCUGCUUGAGGAAGAGAACAGAAGGCUACGUGAAGGAUUUGACAAAGGGAUGAGACCUGAAGAAGAUGAUUUGGUGAGACUUCAAUUGGAGGCACUGCUGGCAGAGAAGUCCAGAUUGGCAAAUGAGAAUGCAAACCUGAUUAGAGAGAACCAAUGCCUUCACCAACUUGUGGAAUACCACCAACUCACCUCUCAAGAUCUCUCAGAAUCCUACGAGCAAGUGAUACAGGGAAUAUGCCUAGAUUUUUCAUCGCCACCACCACCAAUAGCAGAAGAGGCAAAUGAAGGAGAUGAUGGUGAUAACAUUGAAUCUCCUGGAACACCCCAAAGCGACACUUUUGGGAUCUGUUCUUCUCUUGAAAAGAAGUAUUGUAUGGAAUAAAAAAGUAAAAACCCUGUUCAAAUUCAUCUAGAUACUAGAUUUUAUUUUUUUGUAUUCCUUGCAUAAAGCUGUUAAAUUCUUAAGUUUAAUGGCUUUGCUAUA